Molecule: messenger RNA, 882 nt
Organism: Morone saxatilis (striped sea-bass)
Lineage: Eukaryota; Metazoa; Chordata; Actinopteri; Moronidae
Gene: her11
Product: hairy-related 11
Exons: 4
Coding region: 1-882 (293 amino acids)
Biological process (GO): anterior/posterior pattern specification; regulation of neurogenesis; regulation of transcription by RNA polymerase II
Cellular component (GO): nucleus
Molecular function (GO): RNA polymerase II cis-regulatory region sequence-specific DNA binding; DNA-binding transcription factor activity, RNA polymerase II-specific; protein dimerization activity
Source: RefSeq, a predicted model, not a curated record
AUGACCAGGAAACUACAGAAUCCCACUCUGGAAGAUGGCAAGAGUAGAAAACGGAUUCUGAAACCAGUUGUGGAGAAGAAAAGAAGAGAUCGAAUAAAUCAAAGUCUUGCUGAGCUGAGAAGUUUGCUGUUGAAUCAUACUUCUGAUCCACGGCUACAGAAUCCCAAAAUAGAGAAAGCGGAGAUUCUUGACUUUGCUGUGGAAUAUCUUCAAAAGUGGACGAAUGGGAAGAACCAGAGCAAUGACUCAACUAAUAGACACACAAAGACUCAUCCUCCUGUGGUAAACCUUCAUCACUCAGAGGCCAACGCUCCUGCUCUGUUCACCAUGGAGAGUGCAGGUUUUCAGCAGUGUGUGGCCCAGCUGAACAGCUACAUGCACAGAAUAACGCCGGCACAGAGAACGAGCCUGAUCGAGGGGCUGCAGCACCACACAGACAGCCAGCAGUCGAACCACACCAACCCAGACCUCAGCCAGAGAACGACUGCGAGUGAGACAGCCAAACGACCACAUGCAACGCCCGCGGAUGCUAUUUGCACAUCUGAGAGGAGAGAAGAGUCUCUUAAGUUUCCAUCUCGCUCCCCAUUUCAGCCUCAUUCUUGCUCCACACCAUGCCACGACUAUCUGUCGCCCCCUCCCUCACCCUGGUUUUCUCCCUCUUUCUCCACAUACGCCACCUCUCCUUCUUUCCCGUCAUUUGCCUCUCACUUCUCCUUCCCCUCCAGCCUGUCACCUCUGUCUUCCAACACCUCCUUCUUUAGUUUCUCGCCCACUGUCCCUCACUGCACCCCCCUCACCACACUGAGAUCCCCUCCACACCCUGCACCGAGGGAGGGGUCACCACCAAACUCUUCCUCACCCAUGUGGAGACCUUGGUUUUGA